Malania oleifera is the source of this 597-nucleotide messenger RNA. RefSeq lists its product as uncharacterized. NCBI's taxonomy places the organism in Eukaryota, Viridiplantae, Streptophyta, Magnoliopsida, Santalales, Ximeniaceae. Bases 1 to 597 code for a protein of 198 amino acids. The transcript is spliced from 2 exons. The record is from RefSeq and is a predicted model, not a curated record.
AUGCAUCCUCUAAUGUUUACUAGAGGGUCCGACCCAUUUAUAGCAGAGAAUUGGGUGCAAAAGAUAGAAAAGAUACUAAAAGUUCUACACUGCACCGAUGAGCAGAAGGUUCUCUACGCUACGUUUCAGCUGGUAAGAGAAGCUGAGAGGUGGUGGGUGGCUGUGAGCCUGCCUGAGGAGCAGAGGGCUAAUUCAUCAGGGAUGACGUGGGGCCAUUUUAAGGAGGUGUUCUUCGAGAGAUAUUUCUUGAUUUUCGUCUGUGAUGCGAAGGCAAACGAGUUCUUAAGUUUGACUCAGGGGACCCUGAUAGUGCAGAGUUACGAAACUAGAUACAUCAAGUUGUCUCGCUUUGCGCCGUGUAUGAUCUCGAAUGAAUACGAAAAGGCUUGGAAGUUUGAGAAGGGCCUGAGGAAGCACAUUCGUAAGCUGGUGGGAAUGUUGCAGAUUCAAGAGUUUUCUGUUCUAGUGGAGAAGGCCGCAGUAGUUAAGAUAGGGACAGUGGAAGAAGAGGAACUAUGGUUCAAGAAAUCGCCAGAAUAUGGAACGGUAGGAUCCGCAAGGGGAUACUUCUCGCGAGCAUUGUGCCAAGUGUCGUAA